UUGCUGUCAAAAAUUGUGAUGUUUUCGUCUGACUGAUCAAUUUUCAUUUCGUUUGCGUUUUCUUUAAUUCGUAGUUUCUUUUGAUUUCAGUUUUACUGAAUAUUAUUGUAGUAUGCAAUUAUGGCAAAUCAAGAGAUUAGUUUAAAGUGGAACGGAUAUCAGAAUAAUAUAUUGACAAAUGUGAAGGAGCUCUAUAAAGACGAAGGGUUAUCUGAUGUUACUCUGGUAUCAGAAGGGCUCAAUUUUAAGGCUCAUAAGGUUAUUUUAUCGGCUAAUAGCUCGGUAUUCAGGUCAAUUUUUCAGCAAAACCCCCACAAAGAUCCAAUUAUAGUACUCCAUGAUAUAAAUCCUACUUCUCUGAAGACUUUGUUGACCUUUAUGUACAAUGGGGAAGUCAAUGUUACUGAGGAAUUCCUACCAAUGUUGUUGAAGACUGCAGAAACUCUCAGGAUAUGUGGAUUGUCAACUGGCAGUGAGCCUACUCGCGACGAUGAGAAGACCAUGCCAUCAGCACAGCCAAAGAAACGUAAGAAAAGUGAGCAGGAGGACAACAAUAACAAGAUUAAGAAAGUGGCAACAAAUCCAAAGUCCGAUACAGUCAUCAACCUCAGCACUAAUUCUGAUACCGCCAAAAAUACUAACAUAAUCCCGAAAGUAGAACCUGUGGAUUCUCCACUAACAGAUUAUUCCGGCGAAAAUACAAACGACACGGUCAUUGCUUUAUUAGAGGACAAUGUUGACAAAAAGUAUUCAGUCAGCCCAGAACCUUUAUCAGGCAAAGUCUGUAAUAACACCUCCAAUGAUCGUAGUAUUAAAAAGUGGCUCAAUGAAGUGAGCAGUACUCAACCAUGUCUUAAUAUUGUUAAUGAGAAAAUUAAUGGAACGGACUCGGGUGAAGACGAUAAAGAUGCAAUCGAGAUUGAUAAAGAAGUUGAUGCUGUCCUGCAAAGUGGAACAAUAGUGGAGUCGUUGAGCAUCACCACGGAAAACCUAAAUUCUAUUUCUACUGAGGCACAAAUAUGUAAAGAUAAAAGCAACACCUGCUAUGCAAACCCAUCGUUCCCGUGUCCGUUUUGCCAACGAGUGUACAACAGCUGGGGCUAUCGCCGGAGGCACGUCAAAUCUAGGCACACUACGAACAGACUGUCGUGCAAGUGGUGCGUGUCGGUGUUGCCGUCGACGGGCGCGUGGUACGCGCACGCGACGCGCGCGCACGGCGUGCCGCACGACGACGCGCGCAACUCGCUCGUGGUGAUGGUGGAGGCGCACGCCGUGCUCACGCUCAGCGAGCCCAGCGUCGCGCAGCUGCUGGGGCAGGCCGGCUUGGCUGACGGCGGCGCGGAGAGGGGAGACUAGGGUAUGAUGGACCGAAGUAUUUACUCAUUUCCUACAGUCAAAUUUUGAACGCCUUCUUCCAGGGUAAUCUUGGAGCUGAAAGGUGCGCAGUUACUAUUUUUCCAUGCUCGAGCAUGCAGUGAUAUCCGGUGACAGGUCCUUCCGGAUUAUGAGAUGCAGGUUUAACACGUAAAUUCAUAAAUUUGAAAUCGUUUUUGAUUCGAAAUUUUAUCAGCCAUGAUAUAUAGAAUAAUACCUGUUGAAUGUUUUUUGGGAGAAUAGUUUGCUAUCAAAACUAAAGUAGAUGUAUGUUUUGGUUCAAAUUGGUUAAAGAUUUUUAUGCCAUGUAUUGAUGUUCACAGCGUGUCACCUAGUGUUUUUUUGAAAAGUUUGUAUCGUGUGCAUAUCACGCGCGCACGGCCUUAGCGAAAAUACUCCACUAGGGAUAAAUUAAAAACUAUAUUUUGGACCAAUCGAUAACUGUUGUUGUAAGAAUGCCUCAGUAAUAUAAUUAACCUUCUUUGAUACAUCUAAUACCAACAUUUAUGCAUUAUAAAUGUAAUAUUUUCGUUUAAAUAAAGUGCUGAAAAAUAUAUGGGAGGACAGUAAAAUCUAGUCGUAUGUUUUGGAUUAAAUUAGGCGAGUGAUACACCAGAACUUAAUUUCUGUGGAGGUGGGAGAAUCUCAAACAUAAGUUUUGUAAUGUUUCUAAAUAGUGUAUGUGAAUUUGGCGUGUGAUAUUUUAAAAGUGUGUGCUAUAAUGAUAUUUGUAAGAAAAAUAUUUUUCUAAUAUCUCAUUAGAAUUACGAGUUGUAAAAUCAGUAGAUCUGGUUUCACAUACAGAUUUAUAUUUUUUUAAGUAGUUCGCGCUGAAUUGUAUGCUUACUAUUAAUAUAUGGGUUAAAACAAUUAUUAUUAUAAUACUUUGUGUUUUCGAUGUAUUUCAAACACAAAUAAAAAUAGCCCCACUAUUUUUUGCUUGUGUUUUUUUAAUAUGUGGACCAAAAAGGAAUGUACGAAAUUGAAAUAUUUUUUAAACUAAGAAUGAAAAUAGACAUAAAAUAAAAUGUGGAUAAAGAGUUCUGAUAAAAAAUUGUUCAAAAACAAUGAUUAAAGUUUAUUUUUAUUUCUUUUUGUCAGAAAUUAAUAAUACGAAAAGAAAGUGGUAAAAUAACAAUUAGGUGUCAUUUUUCAGUGUAUUUUAAAACAUUUUUUUCUAAUUAUGACUAAGGCUUUUAAGAAUUUCUACUUAUUGUAUAAAAACUGCAUAAUGAUCUCUUAGAAUAUUUUCUUUAAAAACAUUUAUUUUGGUUAGUUAUUUUGUUUUGUCACGAAUUUCAUUUCAUUUCAUGGAAAUGAGAUAUGGACAAAACAGUUUCAACUAAAAUAUUUUUCAAAUUGUUUAUUGUUCAGAAAGUAAAAUUGGCGUAUUAUGUAGGUAACUAAGUAAAUAAGCUUAAUUAAAUUAAUAAAGCCUAUAUAUACAUAUAUAUGUUAUGAAUAAAUUUUAAUAUUUUGCUAUGCAUAUGCCAGUAAUAAGUUCGCCCUAUACAUCUUUAUAGCAUUAGAUAUAUAACAAUGCAUAUAAGUACUUGAUGGGGAUAGAUUUGACGGGGGAAUCUAUAGGUAUCCAUUGUGGUGACGUGGAAUUUUUGAGGAUUUUUGAUGGAAUUGUAAAAUUAGUGUUUCAUUCCCCCCACACUCUCUCAUUAUCGCCUUCUUCCAGACCAGAUAAUUUUAUACUAUAAUUAUAGUGCAUUCAUCAUUAUUUGCAGUCCUAGUGUAAAAGACGCUCAUUUGUGGCCAUAAUUAACAUAUUCGUAACACUUUAAUUAAUGUAAUGACUGAUUUUUAGAGCUUAAGGGCAUAUAGUUGCAAAAAGCCAUUAUCUUCUUUGAUAUUAUUAUUUUAGUAGGUAUAAGUGCAUCUCUAAUAACUUUAAAUCCCUUACUAUUACUUAUUAACUUUAUAUCCCCUAUUACUAAGAUAUUUGGCAAUAAUUCUAAGAUGUGAUUUAUGAUUCUAAAAUACGUUUAAAAUUAAUUCAUAAUUUAGGUUAUGGAAAAAAUCUAAAAUGUAACAAAUUGAGAUAUGAAAUGAAAAAAAAAUUGGUAUAUUUUUUUAUAACUUUAUUGCUAAUAUAUUCGUAUUCGCGAGCAAUAAUAAUAUGAAGUAAUAAGGCAGUUGAUAUUUUGUGGUUAUAUCUAAAAAAAUUAAAUUAAAAUAUUUUAUAAUUAGAAUAAAGCCUGACCUGACCAGAUCGAAUCUUUAUUCCUUAAAGUUUCUAGUAUUUCAUUAUAGUUUUUACAUUUUACUAUUUUCCAUUGGUUUUGUAUGUUUACGUAACAUUUUAUCUUUUUUUUCAAUAUUAUUUGGACGUGUCAGGCUAAUUAAUAAAAAUAAAGAGUUUUUAUGAAACACAUAUCAAUCUGUACAAAUAAUUGUGAGCUUCAAAGUAAUAACACAGUUACAGGUAAAAACAUGGCAUUAUCUAUAUGUAGAUUUAAGAUGUUUUAGGUGCGGAUACUAAUGUAAAUGAUACACAAUAAAAAAUAAUAAACUAAUUGGACAGUGUGAUGAUAAAUUGAAUUUGUUUAUUUUUGUAAUCUGAUAAAAUGCCUGUUAUAUUGUCUUACGAUUAUUUGUUUUCUUGUAAAUGAACUUGUCUAGGUUAAAAUGUCGCGCGCCACUGUCGCAUUUUACAUACACAAUCAACUGAAGGUUUUCUACAUUGUUUUCCCCAUCAGUUUAAAAUGUCAGUUCCGGACAACUGUCAGAUAGUACCUAAAACGCUUUUGUUAGAUCGGAUGUGUCAAAUCGUUGAAUAUGCAAUACGAGGUUUGGACCUUACGCCUAAGUGCUGACAUUUUAUGUGUCAGAUAUUCCUAACCUAAAAUAACAUUUCAUAGUGGCGCCGGUAAUUUAUAGAUAGACAAGUUGUAAACAUGAAUUGUAAACGGCUAAUACUGGCAACAUUUUUGUAAUGUUUUAAUGAAUUUAACGCCCACCUUUUAAUGGCUUUAAUGACAUAAUUCCACAGAUUUCUCUAGACACAUGUAACAUAGGAACACGUUAGAACUUAAGUAAUAAUAAUAAGUUACCAAAGCAAUUAUAAAUUAACGAUACUUUUAGCGGUAAUGAAAUUCAUAUAUUUUUGUAUGGGAUAAAGCCCUAAGAUAUUAUAUUUUAAAGAAAAAAUGUGUGUAGUUCUUUAAAAUAAGGCCAUCAUUAAAUUUAAGGAUCUUGUAUCCAAUAUACUUAACUCUAUUGAGAUACAAACCGUUAUGCUACUUAUGUCAAUAACAAUCUUAUGAAUUAACAUAAUGUAUGGCUUUAAAGACGUAACCGUCAAAAUUAAUAAAUUGAUACGCCAUAAUAAGCUAAAUUAUGUAUAUGGACUUCCAAAAGCAAUGGAGAUUAAAUAUAUUUUUUACAAUAAA
This is a messenger RNA of Plodia interpunctella (Indianmeal moth), 4775 nucleotides long. Its product is annotated as protein tramtrack, beta isoform-like. The transcript is spliced from 6 exons. Gene Ontology annotation, biological process: regulation of transcription by RNA polymerase II. NCBI's taxonomy places the organism in Eukaryota, Metazoa, Arthropoda, Insecta, Lepidoptera, Pyralidae. Gene Ontology annotation, molecular function: protein binding. The record is from RefSeq and is a predicted model, not a curated record. Gene Ontology annotation, cellular component: nucleus. Bases 121 to 1356 code for a protein of 411 amino acids.